Vigna angularis (adzuki bean) is the source of this 1859-nucleotide messenger RNA. Its product is annotated as mannose-1-phosphate guanylyltransferase 1. The record is from RefSeq and is a predicted model, not a curated record. Gene Ontology annotation, cellular component: cytoplasm. NCBI's taxonomy places the organism in Eukaryota, Viridiplantae, Streptophyta, Magnoliopsida, Fabales, Fabaceae. Bases 514 to 1599 code for a protein of 361 amino acids. Gene Ontology annotation, biological process: GDP-mannose biosynthetic process; cell wall mannoprotein biosynthetic process. Gene Ontology annotation, molecular function: mannose-1-phosphate guanylyltransferase (GTP) activity; GTP binding. The transcript is spliced from 5 exons.
AGAUAUCCAAUUAAUUAUUAAUCAAUUAAUUUAUUGUAAUAACGAUAAAAGAAACAAAAAAAGCGUGCGUGGUUAUAGCAGUGUAAGGUUGGCGCGUAUAUAAACAAGGACGAUGACGAGCGGUGACCAACGCCAUUGUAACAGCUCACGUACUGAACCGUUGGGUUGUUCUUCGAGACCCACUCUGACUCGCCUGGUUGACUCGUUCGAGUUGGGGGGUUUCUGAUUCGCCCCCAGACGGAUCUCAAUUUUUCCUCAGUUACCAUCUUUAGCUGCAUUCGUCUCACGUCCUUUGAUCACCUGUCAUCUCAAGUGCAAAUUCUUUGCCAGCUGUUUAAAUUUUACAAGCGUCCGUGAAGAGUUCCGUGCAAGUUCCUUCCUGGCAAGCAGAUUUAUAAUAGAGCAGAGUGAAAAUUGUUUUACACAUCUGGGUUUGUGUUCUCUGUUAUUCACUUUUGAUCUGCUUCUAAAUUAUAAUUUGCUGGAAAAACAAAGGGCAUCAAUCAUAUCACAAUGAAGGCACUGAUUUUGGUUGGAGGUUUUGGAACGAGGUUGAGGCCAUUGACACUCAGUGUUCCCAAGCCUCUUGUUGAUUUUGCUAACAAGCCCAUGAUUCUGCAUCAGAUAGAGGCUCUCAAGGCCAUUGGAGUCAACGAAGUGGUACUAGCCAUCAAUUACCAACCAGAGGUUAUGUUGAAUUUCUUGAAGGAAUUUGAGGCAAAACUUGGCAUCAAAAUCACUUGUUCUCAAGAAACUGAACCACUGGGUACUGCUGGCCCCUUGGCUCUUGCGAGGGAUAAACUAGUAGAUGACUCUGGAGAGCCAUUUUUUGUUCUCAACAGUGAUGUUAUCAGUGAGUAUCCACUUAAAGAAAUGAUUGCAUUCCACAAAACCCAUGGAGGAGAGGCUUCCAUAAUGGUGACAAAGGUUGAUGAGCCGUCAAAAUAUGGUGUGGUUGUAAUGGACGAGACUACUGGACAGGUUGAGAAAUUUGUAGAGAAACCAAAGUUGUUUGUUGGUAAUAAAAUCAAUGCUGGAAUCUACCUAUUGAACCCCUCGGUUUUGGAUCGAAUUGAACUGAGACCCACUUCUAUCGAGAAAGAGGUGUUUCCAAAUAUCGCAGCAGCGAAAAAGCUAUAUGCAAUGGUCCUGCCAGGAUUUUGGAUGGACAUUGGACAACCAAGGGACUAUAUUUCUGGUCUGACACUUUACCUGGACUCACUGAGGAAAAACUCUCCUUCUAAACUGGCCAGUGGUCCACAUAUUGUGGGAAAUGUCAUUGUACACGAAACUGCUGAUAUUGGUGAGGGAUGUCUCAUUGGACCUGAUGUUGCAAUCGGUCCUGGCUGUGUCGUUGAGUCAGGUGUCAGGCUUUCACGCUGCACAGUUAUGCGAGGAGUUCGGAUUAAAAAGCACUCUUGCAUAUCCAGCAGUAUCAUUGGAUGGCAUUCCACCGUAGGGCAAUGGGCCCGUGUGGAGAAUAUGACCAUCCUUGGAGAAGAUGUCCAUGUUUGUGAUGAAGUUUACAGCAAUGGUGGUGUGGUUUUACCUCACAAGGAGAUCAAGUCAAACAUUGUGAAGCCAGAGAUAGUCAUGUGAGGUUGCUGUCUUAAAUUCAUAGUGUGUGAUUAGGAAGUUUUAAGUUCUUGUUUCCGAAAUGUGUUUUCAUUCUUUUUAUUUGUUUUUUCUUUAUCCGCAUCCCAAUCCGUUUUUCUCUUUGCUACAUACUGUACAAGUCAGUUUCGUGUUUAGAAUGAGUGAUGCCAUAAUUUACAAUGUUGUAAGGAGUGUCUUUGUAAAGGGUAUAAAGUUGGUCGACUGUUCCUAGUUUAUGUAAUCUGAGGUGUUACUCUUUUAUC